GAAAAAGAGAAAGUCGAAGGGGGUAAUGGUAGGCAUUUGAUGGAACCAGUGGCUCCAUCUUCAUAUUGGGUAAACAUGGGGGCUGUUUUUGCUAUUAUUCUUAAAACUGAGAACUGAAACACAUUUGGAAGCCAACAGCCCAAACUGAGGACGAUCUCUUCUCGCCCUGGAUCCGUCUUGUAUCUGCAUCUUGGACUCCGUUGCCCGCCAACGCAUAAUCGGAUGGUUUGAAGAAAAUACUUAUAUCAGAAAUCAAGAAAACCAAUUUGUAGAAACAUAUUUGGAUUUUCGGCGUUGUCUUAUACUUGUUUCUUUUUGGAAGAUACGAAAUCGGUAGCUGGGUUUUUUGAAUAACUCUCUUGUGUGGCGAGGGGUGCAUUCAAGGUGUUCGAUAAAUUGCCUGUUCAUUACUUGUUAUUGGAGUUGUCGAAGCAAUAGGAAUUCAAUAAAUCUGAUAUUUCAAAGAAAGUAGCAAUCUUCAGUUACCAUUGUCUGUGUUACCCAAUUUUAUUUUUCAGUUGUUUCAUGGAAUAUCGACGUUUCCAAGUCCAGUUUCAUCUAAGAUUGGGAAUCGUAUUGUCACUGCUUGCUGGUAUUUGCUAUUGCAACCAUUCCUCUUCAAGUUUUUCUGAGUUGGGAAGCCGUAAAUAUAUCACAGAAGCAUACUUUCAGAAAUAUGAGAGCUUAAGUGAUCGGACUUUCCAAGAUUUCAUAGCCUAUGAGCUUUCUAAUGGCUUCUGUGAAAUGCUUCAAGAUAAACAUAAUUUCGUGCCAAAAUUGUCGGUUCUGCAGCGACGGUUAAUUGGUGAAGGUUCUCACCGGCUUCUAACUUCAUCCAUUAGAAUUGAAAGCCAACCAGAAGUUUCAUCUAAGCUUCCCUCACUCUUCUGCAAGGCAAUAAUUGUUGAGAGACUGCCCUCUGGAGUGUUUGCUGAUCCUUUUGAGCUAGAGCAUCUUACAGAGCUUGGUGUGUUUAUGGAUGCUUCUGCGUUUGGGGACACAGAUUUAGAGUUGCCUACUGUACGGGCAAAUCGAUCUGUUGUUGAGGUUCACAUGGAUUUGGGCCCUAGUACAUUGUUCGGGAACAAGAAUGGGUGGGAAUUCAACAUCGAGCUUCCAUUGCACGCACGCUAUGCGCCCUUGGGAGAACAUGGUUAUACAAAAGCUGAAUUUGGCUCUCCUGACUUGUUUGUACGCUGCAUUGUGGAAGGGGACGCCCAUAACCAAAGCUGUAUAUUUCCAUCAACCAAUGAUGGUGUUAGAUCCACUGAUGCUGCAACUAUCUGGGAAGUACCAUCUGGAAUUGUGAAACACACAAAAGUUGUGUCUAUGCUUACUUUUGUUUCAGCAGUUGCAUCUGCUUUCUCAAUUUUCAUGGCAUGUGUUUAUCAUUCAGACAUUGCAGUCCACAACGGUCAUAAACAAUCUUAAUAUGUUAACAGUUCAUGUGAUAUUUAUUAUUUUCGUUAGUUAGUCACUUACUUGGAAGAUUGCACCUGUACACACACAUUCAAGCUCUAUUUGUUCUUUUGAAUCCGUAAUUCUACAAAUAUGAUUUCGUC
Molecule: messenger RNA, 1562 nt
Organism: Cynara cardunculus var. scolymus (artichoke)
Lineage: Eukaryota; Viridiplantae; Streptophyta; Magnoliopsida; Asterales; Asteraceae
Product: phosphatidylinositol-glycan biosynthesis class X protein
Exons: 6
Coding region: 526-1431 (301 amino acids)
Biological process (GO): GPI anchor biosynthetic process
Cellular component (GO): endoplasmic reticulum membrane
Source: RefSeq, a predicted model, not a curated record